This is a messenger RNA of Oikopleura dioica, 465 nucleotides long. Lineage: Eukaryota; Metazoa; Chordata; Appendicularia; Copelata; Oikopleuridae. The record is from the annotation of a GenBank genome assembly.
AUGAAGAGUCUUUUUUACUUUCUUCUUUUGCGGAUUUCGUUGGGAGAAGAAUCAAAGUGUUUCUACGGAAACUGCCAUGACAUUGUCGCGGAUAAGCUUAACGUACAUCUUGUACCACACACGCACGAUGACGUCGGCUGGCUGAAAACAGUAGAUCAAUAUUAUUACGGGUCAAACGACACGAUCAAAUGGGCGAAUGCAGGAGUCCAGUACAUUCUAGACACUGUUGUGCCGAAUCUCCUUGCGGAUCCGUCAAAACGAUUCAUCUUCGUGGAAACUGCUUACUUUUGGCGAUGGUGGGAAGAGCAAGAGCAGUUGAUGAAAGAUAACGUUCGCAAAUUGGUUGAGACCGGACAACUUGAAUUUAUUCUUGGUGGAUGGUGCAUGAAUGACGAGGCGACUGUUCACUACACAGGGAUGAUCCAACAGCUUUCGCUUGGAGUUAGUGAAAGGGUGACACCGUGA